This is a messenger RNA of Drosophila sulfurigaster albostrigata, 4991 nucleotides long. RefSeq lists its product as uncharacterized. The record is from RefSeq and is a predicted model, not a curated record. Lineage: Eukaryota; Metazoa; Arthropoda; Insecta; Diptera; Drosophilidae. The transcript has 6 exons. Bases 133 to 4365 code for a protein of 1410 amino acids.
CUCACAUACCCUGCCAAAUGCAACGCUGCGUGCGAUAACAUGAAUCGAUUACAAUUGCCAGGCCGUUGAGCGCAACACGUGCACGUAAAUCGUAAUCGUAAUCGAAUUUUGUAUUUGCUUUGCUGCAGCAACAUGGAAAUUGAUCAAGAGCUCAAGUCAUGGCUGAAAGACAAAAGCAAAGCGUACACAUCACGCCUGGAAUUUGCCAUCAAAGUGUGGCAAUCGGCCGAUUUCAGUUACAUCAACAAAUACGAAGUGAUCUGUGAAUGGUUGGCAAAAUCGCUGGCCAAAGCAUCUCCGCUGCCGGCGGACGAGCUGCGUCAGUUGUUCGCACUGCGCGCCCAACCGGGACUGGUAAGUGUGCAGACCAAAACACAGUUAAUACAAGCGCUCCUCGAACGCAUCACAAAGGAGGAGGAGCAGGAGGAGGAAGGUGGAAAGAAUGCGCAUGCUGAGCUGUUGCAGAGUGUGUUGAACUUUGAGCUGGUGCAGGAUGUGCUGCGUGCCGACUACACGCUGCUCAUGACCACAUACGCCACACUCUUCGCCAGCUACGAGCGGCGUCUAAAGCAACCAACUACGAUUCCCACCGAUCCGGCGAGUUUUGUGCUGCCGCUGCUGCAACAGCUGCGGGAUUAUGUGCAACGCGCCCAGCAUCGUGACCGUUUGCUUGAGGCAUACACAACAACGGCGCUGCAACCGCUGUGCGAACUCCUUCUCCAGCUACGCGCUCAACCCAAUGCGAUCUGUGGCUUUGCCCAGUUGGCGGCAGUUGAACUGCAAUUGACCGAAGACCUGGAGAUUGUGGAUGCCAUCAAACGCCUGACCAAGCAGCCAAUGCAUGUGCGUCUGCUCACACUGGAGGCGGCAUUCUACAACCAUCAUCUGGAGCCCACAAAGAAAGCCAAACUGUUGCACUGCGCAUUCGAGAGUCGCGCCCAAGGCGAUGAUGAAAAGGCGGCCGCCGCUCGCUUGACGAUAGCGAUCCACACGCUGGAGUCGCUGCGCAAACACAACGUUGAACUGCAGUUCCAAUACAGCGAGAAUAGUACGGCGGUGGAGUUUCUAAGCAAACGCAUCUUUGGCUUGGUCAACGAGUGCAAAGAGCUGCAGUUGCGUGAGGUUUUGAUGCUGCUUCGUGGGGCGCUGCGUUUGAAUCCGCUGCUGAUCGAACCGAAUGUGUAUCAGUACACCAUUUGGAUGAUGACGCGAACGAAGAGCAACGAACAGGAGCUGAGCUUAUAUGCCGCUUAUCUGGUGCAAUUGCUGGACAUGUUUCGACGCUUGGGACGCACCGAACGCUUUGUGAUGCAGCUGCUGAAGGCGCUGCGCGAUUGGUUGCGUCGCUUCGAGUUGCGUUUGCCCAACCACGAUAGCAAACGCAGUCGUCUAGAGGAGCCGGACGAGGAGAAGCAGGAGCAGACAGAGAAACCUUCACUAAUCGACUUCAAUUGCUACAUGGAGCUGAUCUUUCAACCGCAUCUCGUUGCCACCCAACCAACGAGCACAACAGAUCGCUUAGCUCAAGCCUGGCCAAGUGCCACAGCGGGCGCCGCAUUCACACGGCUGGUGAGCAGCUUAACGGCCAAGCAAUCGAUUGUCAUAUGGAAAAUGCUGCUGCACACCUUUGAUGAACUUCUGGAGCCCAAAACGAAGGCGGUGCGUCACAUAAAUUUGAAUUUCGCCAUCGAACUGCAAGUAGCUCUGCUCUCGCAAUAUUUACUCGGCAAUCGCCUUGCCGAGCAGGUGGCACAACAUCAAACGGAACUGAAAGAAGGACGUCGCCAUAUGGCGCAAGUGCUGCAGAAGUUUGGUCGUCAUCUCCUGGAGCGUGAACACAAUCGCAGCACAAUGAAUGCGUUCCUCGAGUGCGUCGAACGUGCCAGUUGCUUGGAGCUGUUGCUCGCCUACUAUUGGCCCGAUGGAUUGCCUCGAGAGCAGAAGCACACCGAGGAGGAACUGGAGGAACAGCUGCCACCAUUGCAGCAAUUUCUGCCCAGCGAUGAAUGGGAUUUGAUCCGUCAGCGUGUGCACAAUUUCGGCAAAAGUUUGUGUCGUCAGCGUUUGCAGCGCUUGGAGUUGCAACUGGUCCAAGCUGGUUGGUUGCUCCUUCCACAGCAGCGUCAUGAACCGUGUCCCGCUACUUUGGUCGAGUUGCUGCCAAGUCAACUGUUGCCACAUCUGAGUCGCGAUCAAAAGCAGCUGCGUUGCCGCUCCUUGGAACAGCGCAGCGAAUUGCUGGCGGAUGCCGAAUGUGUUGAACUCUUGGCCAUGCAACUGCUGCAGGAUUAUGCCACCAACUUGAAGGCCGAGAAGGUGAAACACACGCUGCUCUGCAAGCAGCUGCUGGCGGCUGGAGAGGAUACUUUGCCAUCGGAGGCAACGUUGGCAGCUGCCUUGCGACAGCAUUGUGACAGCGAGAAGCGACCAACGUUGCCUCUGGAGGCGACUAGCGAAUUGAUUGCUGCUCUGCAGCAGCUGCCGUUGGCGCAGCUCGUUAGCAGCAUCAAGUUGCGGCUGUGGCUGCUCAUCUUCACCCUCUAUCUCGAUGUGAGACGCGCAGAAUUGCAGCAGCAAGCGGAUCAGUUGCUCGAGCAGCUUAUAGAUCUGCUUCACUUUGGUCAGCCGCUGCCCAUCUGCAGUCACUUCCCGCAGCUUGCAGAACUGCUGCAGCUGGUGCCCAUCGAUGACAGCGACUCCGUCGCCUGGCGCUUCUAUGAGACGCUCUUCGAGCGUUGCAUUCGACGCCUCGGUCCUGGCAGCGAUCUCUUUCUCGCCAGCUGUGCGGAUCAUUUGCGAGCAUCUUCGCUGUCGCUGCAGCCGUCGCAGUGUCGUCUCCUGCUGCUGGCGAUUGAGACGCUGGCGAGUGCAACGGGCGCUCAGGCGAAACGCAUGCAACGUCAUUUGCAGCCACUGCUCGAGAUCUACGGCCAGUUUGUGGCUCACAAGUUUCGAUCGCUGAAGAAGACGCCAUCGGAUGCUGCGGAGUUUGUGCAGCAAACGAUCGCCGGAUUUGGAAUCUAUCUGAGCAGCUGCAUCAAUCGAGCUGCGAAACAACAACGCGAGGAGGAAGAGCAAAAGAAGCAAUCCAAGGAGAACGUUGAGGAUGUGGAACUGGAAAUCAAGACCAAAAAGAAAGAAAAGAAGUCGAAGAAAAUUGUGCAGGAAGAGCAGUCUGAAGAGCAGGAGAAGGCAUCAAGUGAGACGCCAAAGGAAGCGACAGAAUCUAAGCUGGCGCCCAUUGAUGAGAAUCUGCGACGCAUUUGCAAAAUUUAUAUUGGACAUUCGCUGAAUUACCGCAAUCCACAUGCGAUUCGUUUGCUGAAUGUGGCGCUCACUUAUCGCCAGCAACUGCAUCUGGAUCAGGACGAGAUCGAGUUUCUGCUGGACAGCUAUUGGCGUCAGGUGAAUGCAGACAUUGAGGCGGCCGCAUUGGAUAUUGACAGCAUUGACGCAGCGAUCAAACUGAUCAUUGACUACAAGACAAACGAAGAUUUUCUGUUGCUCUUGCGUCGCCUAAUCGCACAACUCGAGGCCCUGCAGCGUCCAGAGACGGAGGCACAGCAUCGCAGUCUGCAGAAUGUGCUCAUCCUGCUCCAGCUGUGCUCCAAGUGCACGCUGAGCGGCAUCAAGGGAGCGAUGCUCAACGAGCACUUUGAGUUGAUCAAUGGGAUUGUGUCGCAGCGUCUGCCUGUCGUCGGCGAUGCCAACUAUCGUCGCCAUCUGCUGCGUCUGCUGGAGGCACAACGCGCUCUCGCCGGCAAUCGAACGGUGCCGCUGACCGGCGAGACGCUCGACACGCUGCUGGGCACGAUGCUGGACAUAAAUAUCAAGCGAUUGAUGAGCACCGGCGGCCAGCUGGAGGAUCUGCAGCAACUGCAUGCCGCCAUCUCAGAGAAUUUGCUGCUGUUGUUGCGUCAACAUGCCACACUGAUGUCCGAUCGCGCUGCACAGUUGACGACCUUGGUUCAGGAUCUGGUCGAGGCGAUUGUUUGCUAUCGCAGCGAUCGCCAGCAGGCAAGUAGUUUGACCAUCGAGGAGCUGGAUGCGUUGGCUGAAUUGGCCCUGAAGGUUGUUACACUUUUGGCUGGCAUUGCUGCGGGUCCACAGGCGUUGGCCAUCAAGCGUGUGGCGCCCUUCCUCCUCAUCUCGACCAUCAAGCAAAUGGUCACCACCGAACGCUCCACAACGCUCUUUCCACAGAUCAAGGUACAUUUGGAUCGCAUUUGUCACGAGCUGAUUGGUUUGUGUGAUCAUCGUGCCGGACACUUUAUUUUGCGUUCCAGCAACGAGGCGGGCGCCCGUUUAUACCAGGAUCUGGUCAAGGAGCAUGACAAAUUCCACAAAUUCAGGGGCAAAGUAUAAGUGCAAGAAUUAUUUGCUGACCUACUCGUAUUUUUUUUUAUCUAUUAUAACAUUCGUUAUUUUAAUGAAUAAAUAUAAUUGUUUACCUAAGUCCUUUGCUCUUGGCUCUCCAUUUGUACUCUUGACUCAAUUUUGAUUGUAAUUGAAAUUCGCCAUUUUGACUUUAAAUUUUUCGAUUAGUUUUUAAUUAUAUUAUUUACAUCAAAUGUAUGAUUACAUCACUUUGUGUGUACUGCGUCAACGCAGUCGCAAAAUCCUUGUAAAGCGUUACGUUUUUGGUAUUUUCUUUUUCAUUGCCUUUCUUUUUGUGUUAACUUCCAAUUUUGACAUGUGUAUUUAUGUAUUCUUACAUGUGAUGUGUUUGUGUGUGUGUUUCGCCAUGGCUCGAUGUGUGUGUGCGUGUUUAAUACUAAGACUAUUUCCAUGAAACAAAACACACGCAUCAUUUACUUGCAAUUUGCUUUUGUACUCGUUUGGUGGUGUAUGUGUGUGUGUGUGAUGCGUGCUCUUCUAGUCUUUCUCUGUGUGUUUGUGUGUGCGUUCAUGAGUUGACAGCUUUCAGCUUUCAAAAGAACAUUUGGCAUCUCUCACACAACGGACGUUCAGCUUCCUCAGGACGAUUGCCA